UCCCGUGUUAUGCGCGCGGCAAAUGCAGACGACGAAACAUCGCUCCAGCGGCCACUAAAAUGGGAAACGCAACGUACGAGGACAUCAUACACUGCGUGGAUGGGUUGAUUAUACCAUGCUGGUACCCCUUGAACAACGUCGCCAUCACCAUGAAGGUGCUGCGAGGUUCCGUGUACUUCCUCAUCCUCGCCUAUCUGUUCAUCGGUGUUUCCAUCAUCUCCGACAGAUUCAUGUCAUCAAUUGAAGUCAUAACAUCUCAAGAAAAGGAAGUUAACGUACGCAAAUCAAACGGGGAUACUCAAAUUGUGGUUGUACGAAUAUGGAACGAAACUGUGGCGAAUCUCACUCUGAUGGCUUUAGGUUCAAGUGCUCCAGAAAUCCUCUUAUCAGUAAUCGAAAUCUACGCCAAAAACUUUGAAGCCGGCGAUCUAGGGCCUGGUACAAUUGUCGGAUCUGCAGCCUAUAACCUUCUAGUUAUCAUAGCUAUAUGCAUAUCUGUAAUACCCAAAGGGGAAGUUCGUAGAAUUAAACAUCUGGGUGUUUUCUUUGUUACAGCAACGUGGUCUAUAUUCGCCUAUGUCUGGUUGUACAUGAUCCUCGCUUACAUCUCACCUGGGGAAGUGGAAAUAUGGGAAGCCACCUUAACAUUUUUCUUCUUCCCUUUAACUGUCCUUACAGCUUACAUGGCAGAUAGAAAGAUGUAUAAAUACAUCCAGAAAGAUUACAGAAUGAAUCGCCAUGGUGUCAUUGUACAAGGUGAAGGUGAUAACCUCGAAUUAGGCAACACUGAACUAAAUCUUGAUGACUCUCACGAAGAGAUAAAACAUGAAUACAUCACAACUCUUAAGGAUUUAAAACAGCAACACCCUGCAACAGACUUAGCAACAUUGGAACGCAUGGCCCAUGAGAUGUUGUUAAACAAAGGUCCAAAAUCCAGAGCGUUCUACAGGAUUCAAGCUACGAGGAAGUUAAUGGGGAGUGGUGAUUUACUACGUAGAAUUUCUGAAAGAGCUCAAAGCGAUUUGAGUGAAGUCAAAGCUGAGCUACUAAGAGAAUCUGGAAAUGCUGAAUAUAAUCAAAGUUCUUGCAGGGUAUACUUUGAACCUUGCAAAUAUACGGUUUUAGAGUCUUGUGGUCGGUUCGAAAUACGAGUUAUCAGACAAGGCGAUAUAGAUGCUGCGGUAACCAUAGAUUAUACCACAGAAGAUGGAACAGCUACAUCAGGUAGUGAUUAUGUGGAAGCUAAAGGAUCUUUAACGUUCAACCCAGGCGACAAAGAAAAAAAAUUGACCCUGGAAGUCAUAGAUGAUGAAGUUUUUGAACCAGAUGAACACUUUUUCGUAAGGCUCAGCUCGAGCACCCCAUCGGGGUGCCUGGUAUCGCCCACCACAGCCACUGUGAUUAUUUUGGAUGACGAUCAUGGCGGGUUGUUUAAGUUCGAAGCUCAGAAUCAUGAGAUCGUUGAAAGUGUCGGGACGUAUGAUUUGAAAGUGGUCCGGUGUUCUGGUGCUAGGGGAAGAGUUAUUUUGCCGUAUUGGACUGAAGAUGGCACUGCCAAAGCCCCUAAGGAGUACGAGAUCAACGAGGGAGAGCUAGUGUUUGAAAACAAUGAAUCAGAAAAAACAAUUUCCCUUACAAUAACCGAGGAGGACAGCUACGAAAAAGACGUCCUUUUUUACGUUCAACUCGGGGAACCCCAGAUGUCGGGUGACGAGGUAGCAAGUUUAGCAGCCGAGGCAGAAAAGAAAAACCCAGAAGACAGAACGGAAAGAGAAAAAAUAGCCAUACUUGGUAAGCCUAGGCUGGGCGAUACCAUCAGAGCCCAGAUUCGUAUAAAAGAAAGCAAAGAAUUUAAGAACACCGUUGACAAGCUGGUGCAAAGAGCAAACGCCUCUCUGCUUAUCGGUACUUCAUCGUGGAAAGAACAAUUCGUGGAAGCCAUGACUGUAAGUCCUAGUGAUGAUGACGCCAACAAAAAGGAACCAUCUAGUCUGGACUAUAUUAUGCACGUGCUGACCGUUUUUUGGAAAAUUUUAUUUGCAUUUGUACCUCCCACAGAUAUUUUCAAAGGAUAUCUUUGCUUCGUGGUGUCCAUAUUUUGUAUAGGACUCGUAACAGCUGUAAUAGGAGAUGUGGCGUCUCAUUUUGGUGCAACACUCGGUAUAAAAGACUCCGUGACUGCCAUAGUGUUCGUCGCCUUAGGGACAAGUAUACCAGACACAUUUGCCAGCAAAGUGGCCGCCAUUCACGAUAAGCACGCGGACGCCAGCAUCGGCAACGUGACCGGCAGCAACGCUGUAAACGUCUUCCUGGGCAUCGGCGUCGCGUGGUCGAUAGCCGCUGUCUACCAUUGGGCAAAAGGAAAUGUCUUCCGUGUCGAUCCCGGCAAUUUGGCCUUUUCUGUGACAAACUUCUGCAGCGCAGCCGUGAUAACAAUAAUCGUCCUGGUACUGCGCAGAUCGAAGAUGGUAGGGGGUGAACUGGGCGGUCCGGUGUGCCUCAAGUAUUGCACGUCAGCUUUCCUUUUCACGCUGUGGAUCAUUUACUUAGUUUUGUCCACGUUGGAGGUGUACGAUGUCAUCGAAGGCUACUAGAAACCCACGAAAAAAAGUGGUCGUUGAGUAAAUUUUUUAUAUACUUUCGGUAGUGUGAUAUUGUUAAAGUAUUAUUUGUUGGUUAUGUUUUAAACAAGCUGGUCCGAAAUAAAAUGCAAGGUUGGCUUAUAUAAGAUCCAAGAACACUAUACCUUAUAUUAUAUUAGUGAGAUGUAAUGAGUCAUUACUAAUGACAAUUGGUCAUUGAUUUUAUUCUGAAAAAUCAAACAAAAAAAGUACCUACAAAUAUUGGUUUUUAUAUGAAUCAGUGGCGACUCAUAAAUCUAAGAAGGUAGUGCCAGAAUGGUGCAAAAUCAAAAGUUUCUUCAAUAGCUUAAUUAAAUUUACGACAGCGCGUUUUUGGUCCACUUUUACUUUGUUUUUGGAUUUAAAAAUCGGGUAUAGGACUAAUACGUAGUUUUUUUGAGCGAAAAACUACCAAAACAGUUUUUUAAGAUGAUAAUUUUAUUCACUGUCACAUACUUAUAGUUUAUAAUUAAAAAUUUGCCAACAUACAACCAUUUAUCUAAUUACGCAAUGUUAUACACAAAGUAAACGUAAAGAAAGUCAAAUCAAACGACUGAACUAUCAUAUCGUAUACGAUAUCCCUACAAAAUCUCUCUUUUCAUUAGUGCCUGCGGAAUUCGCACGGUUGCCAAACCUUACAUAACUGAAUAUAAAAAGAAAUUCAUAAAAUUCAAUAUUAUUAAGAUGUUUUUAAAAUAAAACAUAUUUUCUUGGAGGUGGCAUGGCUCCGUAGCAUUAACUUACGAAUCGCCACUGAUAUGAAUGCAUUUUAUUUUGGGACACCCUGUACUUACUUAGGUUUAAGACCGAUUUUAAAAUUAAGGUUAUCAUAUUGUUAUUGAUUUAGUCAUCUGAUAUUAACUAAAUACAAAAUAUUAUAAUAUCAAAUUGCUGUUGAAUGUCAAAAAAAAACUAAGUGUUUAUUAAAAUAAUUUAUGUUAAUAAAAAGACUAAAAUAACAAUGAAAAAAAAAUGCCAGUGUUCAAAAUGAUUUAGAAAUACCUAAUAUUGAUAAUGAUGUUGUUUAUGAAAUAAUUUUAAUUAUUGUUAACAUAAUGUUGGCCCUUCUCCCUUUUACUUUAAGAAACCAUACCACUGUAUAGUUGUAUGGCAUACUUUACAUAAAUGAAUCAUGUUCUGGCACGUGUAUGGGCUACUUUACUUAAGAAAGUCUUAAAACUCUCGUUUUUUUGUUUAAAUUAAAUAGCAUAAUCAUAUAUGAUACGAUAUUAAAAGUAGACAAAACAUGUAAUGUCAAAAUGGGAAUUCAAAAAAAAUUAAGUCUGAAGCAUGGAACCACUAUAUCUGAAGUGUACUGUAGGCAAUUGUUUAUUUAACAAAAUUUACAAACAGAAUACGAAUUUAAUUAAGAUUAUAAUUGGUAGUAAAAAUGUGUAGUGUUGAAAUAAUUUAGGUAUUUCGAGAAAAGGGUCUUAAAACUCGAAUUUAGUUUAAAAUCUAGAAAAACAUUUUUCUUAGGGCCAUUUUAUCAAUCUCUGGUUAAGUUCCAGUUAGUCUAUCUCACAGUUACAUUCUUUAUCGAUCGUUGUGAGAACAAUGGUAUCCAUGGAAAUUAUCUGUCAGUUAACUAACUGCAAAUUUAACUGGACAUUGAUAAACCGGCCCUUAAGAAUCUUUUUGCACAAGGUAAACUUGAUCCUCGGGGUGUUAAUCAGUGGCGGCUGGUGGAUUUUGGGUAUGCCAAUAUUUCAGUUAUUAGACAUGGGACCCACACCAAAUUUAUAAUAGUUUAAAUGACAUUAAAU
Brassicogethes aeneus is the source of this 4387-nucleotide messenger RNA. NCBI's taxonomy places the organism in Eukaryota, Metazoa, Arthropoda, Insecta, Coleoptera, Nitidulidae. The record is from the annotation of a GenBank genome assembly.